UCCAAUUCCCUCCCUUUCUCUCUAACUUCCGCUACACCCGAUAUAAUAGACCCGAAACCCGGUAAAUGGACGACUCGUGGCAUCUCCGUAUCGGAUCGGACCUUGCGCGACGGAAAUCAACGGAUCCGGGCUCCGAUUUCAGCUGCCCGACUCGUUCGUCGCUCUCCGAGUCCGAAACCCUCGACCCGGCCGACUUCCAAGACGUCUUCGGCGGCCCGCCGCGCAGCGUCUUCUUCCGACAGCACUCCGGCGACUUCUCCUCCUCUUUCUACGACGAGAUAUUCCGAUCGGCGACGGAAUCUGACGCUCCCGCGAGGAGGGGCAGGAAUCUACCGGUUUUCCAGAUUCCGGCCGCUCCGUGCCGGCGAAACGAUGGGUUCUACGACGAUAUCUUCGGAUCGGGGGAAGAUCGACGGUCCAGAUCGAGGUCGAAGUCGAAUUCGUCGUCGGUUUUGAGUUCAGAGGAUCUGAGUCCGCUCCGUCCGUCGGGAGCGGACGAUGGUGGGUUCGCCUCCUUCGCUUCGAAGCUCAGGCCGAUUAUCAUCCCAUGCCGGCAAAGCUCGUCGUCGUCGACAGCGAUGUCCAACGAUCAGAAGAAACAAGGGACCGCAGGCGUCCCAUGCACACGUACUUCUUUUGCUGAAUUCCAAUUCGCCGAGCCUGCCUCCGAUGAACGGUUCUUGAAAUCACAUUUCGGGUUUUCUCAACACAUGCCAUCACCGGAGACCAUCACUGUCAAACCUGAUUCGUAUCCGAGCGUCAAGAUAACGGUCGAUGAUCUUGAAACUGACUCACCUUCGUCUGAUAUAUCUUCAGUGGGCCCAGGCCCAGAUGCUAGAAAUAAAAUUCAAGACCAAUCCAUGCAGGAAUCAGAAGAAGAAGCUGAAUUCAUUGGCUCUUAUGUCAUAGAGAUCUUGUCUGAUAGGCGAGAAGAGGCUGCCGAGGAGGCGGUGGCCAUCGAUGAAGCAAUUGCAUGGGCCAGAGAGAAGUCCGGGGCCCAGAAUACCGAUGUUUUGAAGGAGAACUGUAGAGAAAAGGAGAAUAGAAGAGGCCUUGUGAAAAAAGAUGAAGGGAUGUGCAUUGUGCCAAAAAUCGACGCUCAAGCGAGAAGAGGAUAUGAUGAUACCCAAUUCCUCUUGGCCAGAGCAUCUGAGGAAUUGAAAAGAUGGGAAUCAAAUGAGGAAAAACAGCAACCGGAAAAAGAUAUGGAAAAGGAGAUGAUGGAGGAAGAUAUAAAAGAGUGGUCUGCUGGCAAGGAAGGAAACAUCCGCUCACUGCUCUCCACCCUUCAAUAUAUUUUGUGGCCCACUAGCGGAUGGCACGCCAUCCCUCUACCGGACAUGAUCGAAACAUCGCAAGUGCGAAAGGCGUAUCAGAAAGCAAGGCUUUGCCUACACCCAGAUAAACUGCAACAGAAGGGCGCAACAAUUCCGCAAAAAUACGUCGCAGAGAAGGUUUUCACCAUCCUUCAGGACGCAUGGGCUGCAUUCAACGCUCAGGAUUUCAUGUCCGGAUGACCGAGGGUUUUCUCAGCCCAACCCAAGCUGAGUUUGGAAAUGGAAGGCCCAACGAACAUAAGAGCCAUGACUAAUAGAAGACCGGACGGGCCCAUACCAGAUUUGCAGCAUGCGCGAGACAGCAGUUCAUCAGAUGGGCCCAUACGAUACAUCCCAUCGGGUUCGGGGAAGAACUGAUAAUGUGUGUUUCUUCUUUGUUUUUCAUUGUUAUGAGUGGUUUUGAUUAACCUUCACACUAAUGUAAGAAGGAAACUGGCGCCAUCAAUCAUGACUCGGACUGGCUCGUUUCGUUUCGUUUGAGUCGACUCAUGGAUAUCGAACUAGGUCAGAUCCUAAUGAGUCAGAUUCCGACUGGGCCGAGUCGAAAUGAUGCUUUCGAAGAUGAUAAUGGUGUUGUUGCUAAUUUGCCAUAUAUGUGUAUUUGUAUUGAUGUUGUUCAAAAACCAGAAAACCUCAACUCAGUAAGGCUACACAAAAAUAUUUAAUCAA
Messenger RNA from Magnolia sinica, 2006 nucleotides. RefSeq lists its product as uncharacterized. NCBI's taxonomy places the organism in Eukaryota, Viridiplantae, Streptophyta, Magnoliopsida, Magnoliales, Magnoliaceae. The transcript has 7 exons. The record is from RefSeq and is a predicted model, not a curated record. The coding region runs from base 66 to 1517 and encodes 483 amino acids. Gene Ontology annotation, cellular component: cytoplasm; vesicle; intracellular membrane-bounded organelle. Gene Ontology annotation, molecular function: clathrin binding. Gene Ontology annotation, biological process: clathrin coat disassembly; clathrin-dependent endocytosis.